AUGCGCUGUUCAACCUGUUUGGUCAAUGGAGCGUGCCUGAGGAUAGGUUGUGUUCCUGUUUUCUGGGUGAUGAGCCUGAGGCGCUCUGCCGCUGCAGGGUGUGAUCAUCUCCCGCAAAUGGUAGUCAGACAACCGGUAAUGGUUGAAAAGGGUAUAAUUGGCUUGAAGCACAGCAUUCAACUACUAGAUGCAGAGAGCCUAGUAUGGAUAGCAGCACUGGGUUGUUGCCAUGGUUCAUCUGAUGGUAGGACGGUGGCUAGAUACGCUCUAGGAAUACCUGCAUCUUGCUUUGAUCAAGAUGGAGCCAGUGAGUAA
Trichophyton rubrum CBS 118892 is the source of this 315-nucleotide messenger RNA. RefSeq lists its product as uncharacterized. The transcript has a single exon. The record is from RefSeq and is a predicted model, not a curated record. NCBI's taxonomy places the organism in Eukaryota, Fungi, Ascomycota, Eurotiomycetes, Onygenales, Arthrodermataceae. The coding region runs from base 1 to 315 and encodes 104 amino acids.